CUUUUUAGAUGCUCCGUCAGGUGCAGCGAGAUUAGAAGCCUCCGGUUACCCUUUUAUUCCACUGAAAGCAAACAGCUGUUGCACUCAGACAAUCGCCCACUGAUCAUUGAAACUUUUUUGCCAGAAAGCUAACAUUUUCAAUAAUUUUUGUCCAAUGCCUGGCUGACUACGCGUUUUUCGUACUCACCGAGAGCUAACAAAAAUUAUUAAAAAUAAGUACAAAAUAUCGCGUAUACCACGCGUUUUUUUAUUAAGUCGAUUUGCCAUUGAUUCAUUGAGCCCCCUGUCUGUGUGCCUUUGUGUGUGUGUGUCUGUGUGCCUGUGCGUACGUGAGUAUUGGUGAAUACAAUCAAUGGAGCACGGAGAAAAAAGGAAAAAAGCGGCCAAGCGACAUUGAUGCCAAUCGCCAGUGCAUUUGUUGUUGCUGUAUGCAUCGGACCAGAAUAUAAUGAAAAUAAAGCCAAAUAAAAUAUAAGCUAAAACGCCUUCAGUGGACUUCAGGCUGUAAAGAGAUAUCAAACGGACAGCACUCAACAUACACCAAAGGCACACAGAGAAGUCUCAAAUUAGACCGUGAAAGCCACAAAGCAAAUAGUUAGCAAAGCGUGCAAAAAGAAAAGUCGAGGAAAUUAUUAUAGGUGUGGGAGGGAUGAGGGAGGCAGCCACGUGCACACACAGUAGCAGGGCUAGAAUAGCUAGAAAAUUAUUAUUAUGAUAAUGAAUUAAAGUUGCCAUUAAUUUAGCCAAAACGGAACGGAACGCGAACGCGAACGAGGCCUGGGAAGCGGCCACGAACAGCUAGACGGUAGCAUAAUAACAAUAAAUAAUAAUUUGAAAUAGGCGAGCACCAGAAAGCAGAGGAAGACGACCACAAAGCACUGGCCAAGUGCAGCCUCCCAUUUCCAGAGGAGCAGCCAGCAAAGCAGCAAGAGUAAAAAAAAGUGGAAAAGGCAGCUCGAGCGCAUCGAGCGUGCAAAUUAAAAGCGCACCACAGUAGCCCCAGCUCCAUCUUCUCGACAUGGAAGUGGCCACAACAAACAAUCACAGUCAGAGCCAUCAUCAUCACAAUCAUCAUCAUCAUCUGCAGCCGACGGCGGCUGUCGGAGGAGCGGGGGGCUCCCGGUCCCCCUUCCAGAGGGAGGUGCGUGAAUGGCAACGCAUCGAUCCCAAUACCGGAGCCCUUUUCAGCGGACGCUUGGAGGCAGACCGCUGGAUAAACGGACCGCUGAACAGCUACGGCAAGAUAUCCGACUCCCAAAACAUCUCACAGCCGAAUGGCACACAGCACACGCAGCGCAAACAGUUGGAGGUGCUGAAGGCCCGCACCGCCAACGGCGCCAUGCAGGUGAUCCGCACCCAGACGGUGCAAAAGAGCUCGUCCUCGUGGUCCUCCUCCACAUCCACCACCACCACAUCCACCACCCACCACCACCACAACCACCGCACGAGUCAGAGUAAUGGCCACGAUCCACCUCCAAAGUCCACUAUCCUCCUAUCCCCCAUCAGCAGCCAGGGUGUUGACAUCUGCGAGCUUAGCGACGAUUGCAGUCUCAGUGGCAGCGAUGCUGGCAUUGUUCAUACUCCAUCCGCAUCCACAUCCGCGGCCACAUCCGCCUCUGCCUCCGCGUCCGCAUCCGCACUCAGCCAGGAGCUAAUCGACGAUCAUGUUGAUUUUGUUGUGAUUAAUGGCGAGGCGAGCGAUAAAGAGGACGCUGCCGACGAGCCUUUGCACAAAGGCUGCCACAAUUUGUUACCCGAUACGGCUCCCAGUCUGAAAUUAAGCAAUCUAAUGAAAAGCAGCUCGAGCAUUUCCAGCCAGAGCAGCAACAAUUCGAACCUAACAACUGCAGCGCAAGCGGCGAGCAACACCCACAGAAGUGCGGGCAAAAUAAGCCUACAUGCAAUUGUGGGACCAGAAUCAUCAUCAUCAUCAUCAUCGCCAGCAUCGUCAGCGGUUUGGGCCAAGCAGGCUGACUUAUAUGGCCAGCUACCAAGUGGCGUGGGCGGUUCUGGCGGAGCUGGUGGUGCUGGUGGUGCUGACGUAGCUGUUGCCCCGCCAACGCAGCGUCGUGAUUUGGAAAGUUUCCGGCAUUAUAACGAUGACGACGGCGACGACGACGAUCUGCGACUCACCGCUCGCCAUCAGCGUCGCCAGCAGGUGUCCCAGUCGGUCUACGCCCCUCCAUUGCCCUCGAUUGGAUCCACACUGCUCCAGCGCUCCCGCUCCAUUUCCACGGAUGAUCUCAGCAACGACUGGGAGCGAGAGGAUCCCGCCGAACAGCCGGUGGGUGAGUGGCGCAGGGUCAGCAAACUGCGUCGCUCCUUUCAGUCGCAGGAUCACUACAAGACUCCAGCAUCCUCCGUCCGACCACGACCCCUCGAUUUGCCGAGUAAUUCGGUGAGCGUGGCCCGGCUGCGGGCGGAACUGGAGAACGGACGUCGCCUGCACACGGCCAUGCGGAACAAUCACGUGGAUCUGGCCGCUCUGGACAACAUAUUGAACACGCCCUCGACCAAGUCCACUGUGGCAAAGAGGAACACCUUCCUCACCGCCGAAUCCCUGCAGGAGAUACGCGGCAAGCUGAAGAAGCUCUCGGACGAGAGUCUCUACAAAGAGGACUUCCUGGCCUAUCACCAAAAGAAGCCAGUGGUGGUGCGUGAGAUUAGCGUGGAGAAGAUAGAUCCCACACCGCCCACUCAAUCCACGCUCUCGGCCUUUCGACCCGUCCACAAUACCCACAGCUUGGAGUCACGCCAGCGGCAGAAGGACACCAGUUCCAGCGAGUGGCAUCUGCGGCGCAAGUCGUACGGCUUCGAGAAGAUGUCGCCGCCGGAGGAUAAGAGCAUCUUCCGGGUGGACGCCUCCACGGACAGUGGCCUAGGCCGUUCCGGUGAGCAACUGGGCAACUGGUCGCCCACCGAAAGGGAGCGGGAGAGGAACGAGAAGAAUGCCGCUGCGGCACAACAGCAGAAUGGCGUUGGCACAAUUGUGCAUUUUGGCCGUUCCGGGAAACCCCACAUCCCGUCCUCCAGCCCCACAGAGGGGGAGCUGAGUAAACGCCAUUCGAUUGCCGUGGAGGAAACCUGGCGUGAUGUGCGCAAAACCUCGCAGGUUCAUGUGAAUGGAGGCACUGCCGUUGCCAGCACCUCCUCCUCCCACACCACCACCACCAGCAGUCACCUGGGCAAAGGUAGCGCCCAGAAGCGUGUGGAGUUCUGCAAGACGGAGGUGCACUUUGCCGCCGAAUCGGGUCGCGUUAAUAUCGUGGAGACCGACGGCAAGCCGCCGCCAACGCAAAACUUUCGCCGACGCCGCCGCUCCAACACCACCACCACCACCACCACCAGUGGUCCGCUGCAGAGUCUGGUUAAGUCGGCCAGUGUCGUCGGCGGAGGAGGGAGCUCCAGCACCAGCAGCAGCAGCACUCCGAGCAGCGAGGUGACCCACUUUGGCGACGACUCACAGCGCCGCAAGACGAUAGCCACCAGCACAGUGGCCUACCGAGCCACGCUCAUGGAUCCGCCGGAGGUGGUUAGCCAGCCGAUUUCCAAUAGCAGCAGCAGCAGUCAAGUGACGGUGACCACGGUGGCCAAGCCGGUGCACGAACCACGAUACAGCCUGAUGGAGUCCACGUCGCGGAACAGCUACACCUCCACCAGUGGUGUGGACACCACGGACAACGAGACGGACGAGCUGUCUAACAUUCGGGGCAUCCUGAAGAACAAGCCUGUCAAGCCGAAGCCCUAUCACCUGGGCGAGAACAUAGAGAGUGCCGACGUCCUUUGGAGUGUUCCAGCGAUGAAGGCGGAUCGGGAGAGUCCUUCGGCAAGGGAUAGUGGAAUCACCAGUGAUUCACCCAUUAGUCCCAAGUCGGUGGCCGAAAGGAUUCGCAUCGUGGAGCAGCGCCAGCAGCAGCAGCAAUCCUCGCCAGCUGGCAAUGGGUACUCGACCAAGAUCAAUGUGAGCCUGGGAUCCGAGGAUUGGGCUGCUGAGUCAGGCACCGCAAUGCAUCACCAUGCCAGCUCGAAAUACCGCCAACUCCGACGACCCAGUGCCCAGGAGCUGUUGCUGGAGGAUCUGCGCCAGCAUCAGCGCAUCCUGGACGAGGGCCUGAAGUCCACGUCGCUGAUUAUGAGGACCAUGCGAUCGGCCAGUGAAUUCGAUGAGGCCAUGCGUCGCCUGAGCAUAGCUUCGAUUGAGUCCGCCUUGGUUCAGCCCACGAUAGUGGUUCCCACGCCCAUGCUGCGAUCGCACAGUUACCAGGAGGAGGGCUCCUACUCCUCCUCGCGCCGUCCCUCCACCAUAUCCACCACCUCCAUUACGAGCAGCGAUCUCUUUGGCAGCGCGUUGUACGAUUCCCUGCCCCGCACUCCGUUGGCUCCACCGCGUCUGAAACUCCUCGGAAACACCCAAAUCCCGGUGAGCCAACAGUUGACUCAACUGCGCCGGCUCUACGAUGCCGCCGAGCAGGAUCAGGAAGACAGUGCCGAUGAGGAGGUGAAGCGGUACUUCCGGGACAGCAACAGUGACAGUGGUGGAGGCACCCAGGCCAGUUCCUCACCGGAUCAGCAGCCAACAGAGACGUUCAGGGGCAGCGAGUACUCCAGCAGCUGGAGUCGCCUCAAGGCCAAGCGAACCAUCUGGAAGAUCGAGGCACAGGAUCAGAUGCUGAAGAGAGCAGACCUUCCCAAGUCGAAUGUGAUGAACAUAGCGCUCCAUGCUCCCCAAAUCGAGAAACCUAAGGCUACACCGCCCACUCUACGAAUCGGCCAACUGAUCCCAGUGGCCAAGCCAAGAACCCUCUUUAUUCAGCCGCAAAUCCAAGCGCAGACUAUCAUGGACAAUGCCGAUGAAUCCGGCAGCGAGUCCUUGAAGAUUGUGAAGGAGGCACGCGGUGCCCGCAAGUUGCGUGAGCACGAACUCUCCUACUUUGGAGUGCAGCAGAAGCAGCAACAGCAAACGAAGCUCUCCACAACGACCACGACCAAUCCCAGAAGGACACUGCCCAGUCGCAGCAAAGUGAGCCACAAUGAUGAGCUGAAGGCAAACACCACGACCACGACCAAGUGGCAACUGCUCAACGAUCGACCCGACCUGCUGAGGCACAGCAGUCCCCAACAUAACGACAACGACUACAACCACGACGAUGAUGAUGAUCUGGAUGAGGACGAGGAGCACUGUUACGAGAACAUUGCCACCGAACUGACCACCACCUUCAGGGUCAAGUCACCAGUCCACUCGCCGGAGAGAUCCCGAUCGCCGGGCAGCUAUGAGCGAAAGGCCGACCUGCAGAGGGACGCCCAGAUCCUAAGCGAAAUGACCCGCAACGCUGAUCAGACUUUGAAGGCUCUCUCCGACGAGGCAGCCAUCAAGGAUCAGCGGCGCAGAUCCUGUUCCCUGCAGCGGCGCAGCGCCAAACCAUUGGAGACCAUUGACGAGAAGGUGAAGGUGUACCCGCAAUCGAUGGGUGUGGCCCGCGGCACCUUCGCCUCCGAGGCGCGUCGCAACUCCAGGCAGUCGACUCCUUCGCCGACGCGGGCUCGCAGCUCGUCGCAGUCCUCCAUCGAGUGCUGUCCACGUGACCGUUCGCGCUCCAGUUCGCGGGAGUCCAUGACCCACGGCGGCGGCUCCUCCGACGACCAGGUGGCCACCAAGCAGCGCGCCGAGCGUCUGCGCUUGCGUACUCCGAAGAGGGAGAAGUCGCGCCACGAGCCAAUCGAAGUUCGAGUCCAUCGGACCAGCAGCAAGCCAAGGAGCAGUUCCAGUGCCACCGGCGCAGGAUCAUCUUCGCUGGAGUCCAAGCGCAGCUCCCAUCACAGUCGCCACAGCCGCGAGGUGGAUCAAUCCGCUGAGUCGAAGACCUCGUCUUCCAGUCGCUUGAUAAGAUCCUCCCGGGUGGCGGAUGAAAGUCGCUCCCGGCCGAGCAGCCAUCGGGAUCGGGAAAAGGAACGCGAUCGGGAACGCUCUCGUGGCAGCGAGAAACAUCGCGAUGAACUCACGCGCUCCAGGGGUCACUCCAGUCGCUCUAGGCACAGUGAGCACCCGUCGUCGGGAACCCGGGAGAGCAGUCGGCCAAGUAAGACGAGAUCGAGUCGCAGUAGCCAUGACUCGGCAACGAUACACAAAAAGUCGACCACGAGCACAACAGCCAGUUCGAAAGCAUCGAAAACCACAGCGCAUAAACCAUCUGCAUCUGCAUCAGCCAGCACCACCACAGCACCACCCACGCACCACCACGAACUGACGUACGUAUACGUAACGAAUUUAGCCCCUACCGAAACCAGCGAGGAGUCACCCGGACAGCAUAGUGCCGAAUACGCCGCAGAGCCCGCCAAAGAGGCGGACUACGCGAGCAUUGAUGAGGUGGAGUCGGUGACGAAAGCACCGCAGCCACCACAGCCACCACAGCCACCGCCGCGCAGCAAACGAAAGAGAUCCCUGAUCCCAGUGCCAGUGAAUCCGCCCGCCAGCUAUGAGUACCGCACCAAGCUGCAGAUGAUACCGCCCAGCUACUCGAAUCAGUCCACCCUGCGGUGUCGCAGUGUGGCCCGCAAGAAACCCGCCCUGAAGGCCACCCAAUCGACCAGCUCCAGCUUCGCCUUUCUGCCCUACUUGCCGGCCAAGCGGAACUCCAGUGUUAGCCAUGUCUACGACAACUAUCUGCUCUAUGCCACCAGCGAAGAGCUGGGCAAGGCGGACAAAGCGGACAAGCUGCGUCCUUACCAAAACAAUCUGAGCAAUGAGCAUGCGCAGCUUUUUGGUGCUUCAGCGGCGGGGGCGUUGCCUCGCGAGGGGCGUGGCCGGCUGGGCGGCUGGCCAAAGAGGCUGAAAAUGCGGCAAGUGCGCAGCAGUGUGUCCACACACCAGCCGUUCGGCAUCUGCACAUGUUCAUAGUUAGCGCGGGACAGAACUAAGAACUAAGACCACAAGACACCAAAAAUAUAAAUAUAAAUUAAAUACAUAUUUUUUGGCUGACAGGAUCUCGUCACAAAAAUCACACAAGCACACCCAAAUAAUUCCAAAUGCACGAUUACGUUUGAUAUCCCACAGCCGGGCAAAAAGUGAACUGCAUUUUCCUAACCACCACCCAAAAACCACCCAAAAACCACCCAACCACUGUGUUCCCCAUACUAAUACUAAAUCCCCAAAAAUAAUAUUCGAGUGCGAGAGAGACUUUCGUUGUUAAUUUUGAUUAUUAUUUAUUUUGGAGCGCACACACAAUCAAAAACUCGGCCAAUGCACACAAGCACAAAAAGAAACAAGGGCCUGUCUGGGUUCUGUUUUUACUUUUCACAGCACACGGUAAAAGCACACUGAAUGGACACCAGCACCAUCAGCAUCAUCAGCACCAGCACAGCAGCAGCGGCAAGCAUCAGGGA
Drosophila yakuba is the source of this 7380-nucleotide messenger RNA. Its product is annotated as pneumococcal serine-rich repeat protein. The record is from RefSeq and is a predicted model, not a curated record. Lineage: Eukaryota; Metazoa; Arthropoda; Insecta; Diptera; Drosophilidae. The transcript is spliced from 12 exons. The coding region runs from base 1019 to 6895 and encodes 1958 amino acids.